Triplophysa dalaica is the source of this 2757-nucleotide messenger RNA. RefSeq names its product growth differentiation factor 10a (gene gdf10a). The transcript has 3 exons. The record is from RefSeq and is a predicted model, not a curated record. Bases 441 to 1781 code for a protein of 446 amino acids. Lineage: Eukaryota; Metazoa; Chordata; Actinopteri; Cypriniformes; Nemacheilidae. Gene Ontology annotation, cellular component: extracellular region. Gene Ontology annotation, biological process: SMAD protein signal transduction; BMP signaling pathway. Gene Ontology annotation, molecular function: cytokine activity; growth factor activity.
GUGAAAAGAAAAAACAACAGUAGAAUACCUCAGCAUCGUUUAAUUCCAACGUAUUCCCAGACUUCAGUGUGCAUGCUGCUUGGUUGGUCCUCCUCCAGGCCUCCUGCUGGAUCGGGUGUAAUGUAGCAGCAGCUCCCGUUGGCUGAUGGUCGGAUACGUCAGCACCUCACUCAGCUUAUGUCUGUUCCGUGGAUUGUGGCGGUCAGAAGAAAUAAGUCAUGUAUUACACGUUAUGCACGAGACUGCUAGAGAUCGCAUCCGUUUCAUUUUUGCACUGCGUUAAAAAGACGAGAAAAACAACUUGAGCAUCACUGACAAACGCUUUUCCGAGGUCGAUUUUUAUCAUAGUGGAAACCCUCAGUGUGCUUUAACCAUUUCCAGCGGUUUUCGUAAUCUACACGGAAUUCAAUAUUUGGGAAAGUCUUGCUUUUGCUUUCAUCAUGACAUUUAAAACGAUCGUUUUGACGCACCUGUUACUGUUGUGGGUUGGAUCCGUAAGUAAAGCAUCAGAUGCUGCUGAGAGAAGUGCGCGCGACAGCGAUGUGCUAGACAUCCCGAUGGACGCGCUCACGGCCACUGACGCGCUCGCGCAACACAUGUUUAGGCUGUACGAGAGGUACAUCGUUCAACUUAAUGGACUUAAAGAUGAGAAUACUGUGAGAAGUUUUAAAGCAAAACCUGAGAAUGUGGAGCAGAGGGUCUUGUACCGGCUGAAUCUUACUUCCCUUCAGGGGUCCGAGGUGAUUCUCACGUCUACAUUUCACUUCCUCUUUGACAAACGGCCACGCCAGAGGUCCUGGUUCUGCCAGCGCUUUAAGAACCCGUCCUGUCGCAACAAGAACUACAAUCAUCUGCCUCCUUUUCAUCUUCUUUUUCGCUCUCCCUCAUCUGGCUCCGCUGCAGGAUCGUUCCUCGGAAACAUCACCGUGGUUCCUCACAGACGUGGAGCCUGGCUGACCAAGGAUGUGUCUGUCAUUGUAAAAGAGGCCCGAGAUAAGAAUCAUCUUUUGAUCACAGUGGAGCUGGAUUACGGAGACAAGUAUCAAAGGUAUCAGGACCAGCUCUCACCCUCCAUCCUGCCAUACUUGCUGGUGUAUGCGAAUGACCUGGCCAUAUCAGAGCCCAACAGCGUGGCCAUGAGCCUGCAAAGAUAUGACCCUUUCCUCACAGACCACCAGCCGACUCAAUCUCCACACGCUUCACCUGACCUACGCGUGAAGCGAGACCUGGACAUAGAUUUUCCCGAUCCCAUCGAGAACAAUGAGCUCCCGGAGGUGGAGCACAACAGCUUCAAACAGCAUGAUAUGUGGGAAAGCGCUUACUUUGCCCUCAAGCCAAAGGCUUUUAAAAAAGAGCGUCGGAGAAAAGGCCAGGAGCACAGUGAUGGAUUCAGCAAGUCUCAGGUUCUCAAGUUUGAUGAGAAAACCAUGAAAAAGGCUCGGAGAAGGCAGUGGAAAGAACCUCAGGGCUGUUCCAGGAGAUACAUGAAGGUGGACUUUUCAGAUAUCGGAUGGAACGAAUGGGUCCUGUCGCCCAAGUCUUUCGAUGCCUUUUACUGUGCCGGAACGUGUGAAUUUCCCAUACCAAAGGUGGUCCGACCCUCCAACCAUGCAGCCAUCCAGAGCAUAGUCAAAGCGGUUGGGAUAAUUCCAGGGAUCCCAGAGCCCUGCUGCGUCCCUGAGAAGAUGAAAUCUCUUGCUGUACUAUUUCUGGAUGAGAGCAAAAACAUUGUAUUGAAGAUCUACCCAAACAUGUCCGUGGAGACUUGUGCUUGUAGAUAAACUAAAAGUGGAAUAGUCACAAGAGAGACAUUGUUGUGGUUUUGACACCAGAUUUGAGGCAUAUUGUCUGUAGUACGCACUUGUUAGAAAGUGCACAUGGCGAGGUUACAUUUUAGGGACUGCAUCUUACUCAUCGUAUGUAUUAAACCUUCCUUUCUGUAAUAUUUUAAUUUCCUCUUUUUAUCCAUGAGGGAUGUGUUGUAAAUAUUUUUCUUUUUUGUAGAUGAGUAAUGAGCACUUAUAAUUGCUUAUAUUUGCUGUCAUCGCCAUGACAUGUGACUGUUAUAAUUAAACUUGUAAAAUACUGGAUCUACAACAAGAUUUUAUGCCAUAUGAAAUAUAACAUAAGGUUUUGUUUUACCAGGACUAUUGAAUUUCAAUGAAAUGUAAAUUUGAUGGACGAAUUCUAUACUGUUUUCUUAAUGCUGGAUGUAGUUACAAGUUGACCCUACAAAGUCAUGUUGUAAAAAGUCUAAAAAUAUAAAAAUGUGAACCUUUUUUCAUUAAGCAUUUACAAAAGCUAUGAGAAUGACUGCAAAGCAGUCUAGUAGUUCAACUUAAAAUCUAAUCGGAGCUUAGUUUUGAAACAAAACUAACUUUGAGGAAAAGAAACAAACCAUUAACAAUUUCGUUUUGGAACAUUUCCAGAGAACAUCUUGCAGUUAAUGGCUGAGGUCAUAAAGCGCCGGCGAGUUGCCUGUGUGUUUGUUUUAUUUUAAGAGAUAUUACACAAGAUUCCUUUGUUCUCUCAGCGAGUUACAGUGAAUAGACCGUCUUGUAUUCUGACACAUUUUCUACAUGAUAGUGUAUGGAUUGGUGCCAUAUGCAAGGAGUGUUUGGGCCAAGUGUAUCAAUGUGUAUGGAACAGUUGUUGACUUGGAUUCAAUAUAUUAUAUUUUAGAGACUGUAUUUUUGUAAAUGUGGGUUUUAAAUUAUGAAAACUUGUCUUAUAAGUAAAAUAAAAUAUAUAAGCCAC